AUGGACCCAGCGAAGCUUCCAGUUCAUGCCCUCAACGAUCACCACCGCCAUCUCCUAAUCCGAGCCAUUUCACAUGUUCUCAUGGUGAGCUUCCAGAUGGCCAUCCCUUGCGCGAAAAACAUCGCCAACUUUGUCCUGGACACGGUACGCCAGUUUCGCGACUCAUUCCAACCCGAAACCUUAGAAAUUGACGCGGAACUUCUGCAUUCCUAUCAAACUUCGCCGCCCGGCUCUCGAGCCUUUAAGACUCGCCUGGUAGAGCUUGUUGCUAUCCUACUACACCAAGCAGCCGUAAUGCUCUUCAAGCUCGACACAAGUCUUCACAAACACGAUGGCAUCACUGAGUGGGCGCCUCCAAAGGACGAUGACCUAUACUGGCGUUUCUACCCAAAAGGCCCUUUCCCAACACUUUUCAGACAUCCUUGGUAUGUCGACCAAGAUCAGUAUCCCGACGGUGUAGCUGAUAUGGCUGGUUACUGGGCUGAGGCAAGAAUUUUGGGGGGUGUGGUGCUAUUUGACCGACGCUCCUCUGAUGACACACCGGAGGCCGACGAACACGCGAUAUAUCUCCAUCCAAACAGGGGUCUCGUGACUUACCGAAUUUGCCGUCUCCUCGAGGGCCAGAAGCGUGCCCUUCUCGACUUCCUGACCGCGGACAAUCCGGAAGAGUGUCCGCUACCCAUCCUUCCAACAGAUGAAAAUACUCAUCGAGUCGAUCCGGAGGAACCGCUAGGCUUGACAGGCAUCUAUCGCAACAUUUGGGAGCGCAAAGACCUUCCCAUUGAUGGGCCGGAUAGUAGGAACAGAGCUUCGCAAGACUUUCUGAAUUUCCCUACCCGUGCCGAUCAACUGGCGGCAAAAAGACGAUUACGCUUACGCCGGCAGAGAGAGGCUGAGCUUAUGGCUUCAUAUGACCGUGGAGAAGUUGAGGAAAAGCCAGAAACCUUUGACUGA
Podospora pseudopauciseta is the source of this 954-nucleotide messenger RNA. RefSeq lists its product as uncharacterized. Lineage: Eukaryota; Fungi; Ascomycota; Sordariomycetes; Sordariales; Podosporaceae. The record is from RefSeq and is a predicted model, not a curated record.